This is a messenger RNA of Amaranthus tricolor (Joseph's coat), 1452 nucleotides long. RefSeq names its product S-type anion channel SLAH4-like. The transcript is spliced from 3 exons. The record is from RefSeq and is a predicted model, not a curated record. Gene Ontology annotation, molecular function: voltage-gated monoatomic anion channel activity. Gene Ontology annotation, cellular component: membrane. Gene Ontology annotation, biological process: intracellular monoatomic ion homeostasis; transmembrane transport. Lineage: Eukaryota; Viridiplantae; Streptophyta; Magnoliopsida; Caryophyllales; Amaranthaceae. The coding region runs from base 75 to 1316 and encodes 413 amino acids.
UCCUUUCCUAUUCCCUAUAAAUCCACACCCAUUAGUCCCUUCCUCAUUAGUCAUUAAUUCCAAAUACUACUUCAAUGGAAUUUCACACACUCCCAAUCCCAUCCCUUCCUCCUCACCCCAUCCAAAUCACCAUCUCCUCGACUCCUUCCAUCCCUUCUAAUCCUCACAAUCAUCAAUGCUUCUCAAUCAUAAUUCAAUCAAUAUCAUCAAUACUAACAAGGUUUCAUGCAGGCUACUUUAGGAUAACAUUAUCCCUAGCAAGCCAAGCAUUGUUAUGGAAAAACCUUAUUCAACCCACAACCCAUAACACUAAUAAUAAUACUAUUAAUCCAUUAAUUCAUCAUAUUUUUCAUAGAUUUCACCCAAUUACUUUUGUGUCUUUUUGGGCAUUCUCACUUGCUAUACUUGUUCUUCUAUCUUUCAUUUAUGUCCUUCGUUGCGUCUUCCACCUUAAGAUGGUGAAAGAAGAGUUCCUACACCAUGUUGGUGUAAAUUACCUUUUUGCCCCUUGGAUUUCUUGGCUUUUGCUUCUCCAAUGCUCGCCUUGGAUUGAUCAUAAGACUGAGGCCCACCUUAGUCUUUGGUGGGCUCUUGUUCUUCCUGUUGUUCUUCUCGAUGUCAAGAUUUACGGCCAGUGGUUCACUACCAAAGGUUUAAAGUAUAAUUUGACUGUGGUAGCUAAUCCAACAAGCCAAAUGAGUGUGAUAGGGAAUUUAAUCGGGUCAACGGCGGCGGCCCGAAUGGGUUGGAAUGAAACAGCACUAAUGUUAUUCUCAUUAGGAAUGGUGCAUUACUUGGUCCUGUUUGUGACUCUUUAUCAACGACUAUCAGGAAGUGAUAAACUACCAGCGAUGCUUAAGCCGGUGUUUUUCCUAUUCUUUGCGGCGCCUGGAGCCGCUAGCUUGGCAUGGGGCUCAAUUUCUGGAAAGUUCGACAUAACCGCCAAGAUGCUCUUUUUUCUUUCCAUUUUUCUCUUCAUGUCUUUGGUAUGCAGGCCAUUAUUGUUUAAGAGAGCAAUGAGGAGGUUCAACGUGACAUGGUGGGCAUAUCCAUUCUCAAUAACAGUGUUAGCUUUAGCAGCCACAGAAUAUGCAGAAGAAGUUAAGGAAAAAUUAGCAAAUGUAUUAAUGCUAAUUUUAGUGUCAUCAUCAAUCUUGGUCACUUUCAUUUUGAUUCUACUCACACUUUUCAACUCCACAAUGCUCUUGCCUCAUAAUGAUCCUAUUUUCACCAUUACUACUACUACUACUGCUGCUGUAUCUCCUCAUCCUGAUGAUAGCCUACCGUCUACUGCUCCACCUACUGAAAUCAAAUAGGGCCGCACUAUAAUUAAGAAGUGCUUAUUAUGUAAGAAUGACGUGUUCUAAAUAAAUAAUAGUGAUUUGUAAUAAUCCCUAAAUAAUUGGAAAAUUUUUUUAGGGUAGGGCUUUGAUAAAGAUUUUAAUUUAUUAU